Molecule: messenger RNA, 2449 nt
Organism: Xyrichtys novacula (pearly razorfish)
Lineage: Eukaryota; Metazoa; Chordata; Actinopteri; Labriformes; Labridae
Source: the annotation of a GenBank genome assembly
CGGCGGUGAGAGCGCCGAAUCCUAACCACUAGACCACCAGGGAGCGUGCUUCCUCACAGAGAAAUACGCAUUAAGAAAUCAAAAAUUCUGUUAUCUCUCGACAUUUAAUAUUUGGAAGAUAAUAUCGCCAUUUCAAAUCUGAAGACGCCAAAAGUCCAGCCUGUUAUUAUGUUAUUGUAAGACCGAACCAAAUAAUUAUUCAUAGUCUACGAGUUCCCCUGAGUUAAAACCCUGUUGCUAGUCACAAACACAACUUAGACGAACGUAUCGCCUUCAGUCUACAGUCUGUGCUGUGAAGGCCUACUAGCACACUCCAGUAUUCUCCUGUGUUAUGAGACUGUAGAUUGGCUUGGCCCGCUCAGUAAAGACAAUCACGUGUUAAAUACAUUGUUUCUGUCCUCCUUUACGCCAAGAAAUGACCAUUAAAGUCCGGAUGUUUAACGACAGGACCUCUCAGACUGGAAGGACUCAUUGUAGAUUGAGUCAUUUUCAUUUUAAACUUCUGAUUCAGUCUGUCAGCAGCACACGAUUAGCCAGACUCUUCAAUUCAGAACCUGAUGUCAAGUCUGAUGACCACCAGCAAACUUAGUUUAAUGACUUAUCCAAGCCUGAUAUAUACCAUGGCAUUAAAAGGAAUUGAUUUCAUAGAGGUUUAAAUAGAAGCAAAACCUCACAACAAGACACUUGAGGUUCAGGUCAAGCUUAACUUCAUAAUUCCUGUAAAAGCAAUUAAAAAAAUCACACUUUUACUCUGACUUUUACACUGGCCAAGUUAAAGAGAGACAAACUUUGUUUUUUAAAUUUGUCAGGGAAUUUUAAAAUGUGCGUAAUAUCUGUUCCUGGUCUUCAAUUUCUUUUUACCUUUUACCAUUCACCUGAAUACAUCAACUUUUUGACCACUUUAGUUUUGCCUGCUGAAUUCUCUUGAAUCUGUGUCAAUCCCACACCAUAAUUAAAGGAGGCUAUCUCUUCCAGGGUCACCAAAGGAGUCGCUUAUGCUGCGUCUCAGCUGUUGGCCUGUAAGCUUAUGGUAAAAGAUGCACAACUCAUUCCAGCUACACCAGCUCUCACGUCACACCUAAUAAUACACACUGACAACAGGCAGAGUGGAACAGAGGGUAGGGGCGCUGACUGACUCACUGGGUCUGAAUUAGGACUAUAUAUAACAGGACCCUGUCUUGGACACAAAAAGACACAAGAAAACAAACAGCAAAUCCUUCAGACGUGUUUGGAGAAUCAAGACACAGACUUGAACAAUCAUGUCCCAGGUAGACUACAUCAGCUAAAAUAUCUUAUUGGGCGUGAUGGAGUUUUAACACCCUUUAGUUUGUUUAUUUUUCUCCUCUGUGAUGAGUAAUCCUCCCUAUCCAAUGCUCUUCUCUUCAGCCAGGAGAAGUGAAGAAGAAGAAGCGUCCCCCAAUGAAGGAGGAGGACUUGAAAGGAGCUCGCAGUAAACUGGGACUGAAGGGCGAGGUCAAGAGUAAGACCUAUGAAGUCAUGGCGGAGUGUGGUGAGUAAAGCCUUUUAUUACUGUUUUUCUUCUGACUCCGAAACACAAACAAAGUGUGUAAAACAUAUCUUCAUUUUCUGUUAUUUCUGCACCUAUAAACCAAAUGCUGAAAAAUCCACAGCUGUAUUCUUCAGGGUUGUUCUUGCUUAUAUUCCUUUACUUCACUUUUCUAACUCACACCCAAGUCAAGUCAAGUCAAAUGUUCUUAAUCAAGAACUUCCCCUAAAGCACUCUGAUACUGAAUGAUUUUCAAGUGUAUUGUGUCGAAAUAGAUAAACAAUGACCAGUUGAAUAAUUGACAGGGAUCGUGUGUGCCCAAAAGCUGUGCUUACUGUAAAAAUUAAUACAUGAAGAUCAGCUUUUAUGUACUCUCGUCUGCAUUCUGAUUUGCAGAGGCUGCUUAAGACCCCCAAAGGGAAAUCCUUAAUGUUUCAUGGUCACCUAUUUGUUACUGUUAUGAAACAUUUAUGUGCUUUUUUUGUGUGUGUCUUUUUUAGAGCGAAUGGGCAAAACAGCUCCGUCUGUGUUCAGUAAUGUGAGGUCGGGGGCAGAGACGGCCCUGAGUAAGCCUGCUGACUCCAAAGCUCCUGGUGGAAGUGUGUUCGGCAAAUAGACACACUGCAGGAAGAAACAACACAUACUUAAGUCUUCAGUGAAAGAAAAACAGACUGAUUUAUAUCAAAAGCAAAGUUUUAGAUCCAUAGAUGGGCUGGGUUUGUGCCAUCAUUGUAGGUUGACAUUACAGCUAAACGAGGAGUUAUUUUAUUAUCUCAGCUGCACAGACUUGAAUGUUGUCUUAGGUUUGGAUUGUAUAGAAGUUAAAUUAUAAAUGAAUAGAGACUUUUAUUUGUCUGAUCUGAAAAAAAUGGUUUAAUCGUGUGAUGCUUUUCUUUUUUUGUACAUUUUUUGAAUAAAUUAAUGAAUUUCCAUUACCCUUAA